AUGGAGACUCCUAUAGUAGCCGUAGUUACUGGCUCCAACCGUGGCAUUGGGCGUGCCAUCUGUGCUGCGCUGCUAAAACAGACCUCACGCCCCUUGAUUCUAUAUACAGUCUCUCGUGCCGGGUCCUCCUUUGACCUGACAGACUUGACUGUUCCCCCAACCGCCAAAAUCUACCCUGCUCAACUGUCACUCACCGACCAGGACAGUAUCACUGCCCUCAGCAAGAGGAUCAGCAACGAACAGAGGGGCUGCGAUAUUCUCAUCAACAAUGCCGGAAUCUACUAUUUCCAGGAGAAAAUCCCUGCUGCCCAACGCCAGGAAACUCUCGAUGUGAACUACCGCGGAACUCUCAAGGUCUGUCAAGCCUUCUUACCAAUUAUGCAAAAGAACGGCCGCAUCGUCAACGUCUCCUCCCAAAGCGGCGAACUCAAAUACUUCCAUCCUCGCUUGCAGGCGCAAUUCUCGGAUCCCAAUCUCACUCUUUCCGAGCUAGACGCUCUGGUAAAUGAGUACAGCGAUUCUGCGGAUCAGAAUACUGCGAUGUCAGAAGGCUGGCCCCCUUUGGCCUACUUUACCAGUAAGGCGGCUUUGAACGCCGCAACGCGCAUCCUGGCCCGCGAAAACCCUCACCUGCUGAUCAAUUGCUGUUGCCCUGGGUGGGUGGGCACCUCGCUGGGUAUGCAGGCUGGCCAGCCGCCCAAGUCUGUUGGUAAGCGCGGCUCUCUCUGUACCCGCGGACGUAUCACUUACUGUUUUCCAGAAGAAGGAGCAAGAAUUCCACUGCGUCUGGCAGUUGGGGAUAUCGGCGGGAUUAGUGGGCGGUACUGGGCGAAUGAUUCGGUGGCCAGUACGGGCGAUGGGAAGGUUAAGAAUUUUUAA
This is a messenger RNA of Penicillium bovifimosum, 879 nucleotides long. RefSeq lists its product as uncharacterized. The record is from RefSeq and is a predicted model, not a curated record. Gene Ontology annotation, molecular function: oxidoreductase activity. The coding region runs from base 1 to 879 and encodes 292 amino acids. The transcript is spliced from 4 exons. Lineage: Eukaryota; Fungi; Ascomycota; Eurotiomycetes; Eurotiales; Aspergillaceae.